Molecule: messenger RNA, 1659 nt
Organism: Cannabis sativa
Lineage: Eukaryota; Viridiplantae; Streptophyta; Magnoliopsida; Rosales; Cannabaceae
Exons: 3
Coding region: 1-1659 (552 amino acids)
Source: RefSeq, a predicted model, not a curated record
AUGGGGUUUGCUAGUGAUUGGAUAAGGCUGAUUAUGAGUUGCUUGCGUACUAAUAGCUUCUCCUUUAUCUUAAAUGGUGAGGUCACGGGAUCACUCCUUCCAUCAAGAGGACUCCGUCAAGGUUGUCCACUAUCGCCAUACUUGUUUCUAAUCUGUUCUGAGGCCUUGUCCAGAUUACUCCAACAUGAAGAAGAAGCUGGUCAUCUUAAUGGGUUUAAGUUAACAAGACAUGCUCCAUCCAUCUCUCAUUUGUUUUUCGCAGAUGAUAGCCUUCUUUUCUGUCAAGCAAAUGAGUCCUCUUGCCUUGCCAUUAAAAGAUCAUUGGAUUUCUAUCACAAAGCUUCGGGUCAAGUUCUCAAUUCAGACAAAUCAGUUAUGUCUUUCUCACCCAAUACAACACUGGCGGCUCAAGUUUUUUUCCAUCGACCUCUGAACAUGCCAAUCUGUGAAUGCCACGAAAGAUACCUUGGUUUGCCUUCCUACUCUGGGAGGGAUAAUAAGAGGAUGUUUAGUGAUAUUAAGGAGAAAAUAUGGCGACUAAUGCAUACUUGGACAAGCUUGGAGAAACAACCAGACUCCUUACUUGCAAAGGUGCUGAAGAGUAGAUACUACCCGAAUAACAAUUUCCUUCAAGCUAACAUUGGUCACUCCCCCUGUUUAACUUGGCAAGGCAUCCAUUGGGGUAGAAGCCUUCUUGUUGCUGGUUUACGUUGGAAAAUUGGAGAAGGAUGUAGGAUAAAUUGUGCUGAUGACCCGUGGAUUCCAAGACAUUCCACCUUUCGGCCAUACCACUUCUCCGGACCACCUGAUACGACUGUCUCAAACUUAAUUGCAGAUGAAAGGCAAUGGGAUUUAGCACUCCUAAAUCAAUGGUUUUCCUCUCCAGAUGUAGAUCGUAUCUUAACUAUUCCGCUGAGCUUUUUCCGUUAUGAAGAUACCCUUGCUUGGAACCCCUGCUCCUCUGGAAUAUAUUCGGUCCAAACAGGCUAUCACCUAGCUGCUUCCCUAGCAGAAACCGAUGACAGCUCAUGUUCUUCAACGUUUGCUUCAUGGUGGAACUUCUUAUGGUCACUGUCCUUGCCACAAAAGAUUAAGAUUUUCAUUUGGCGGGCCUUUAAUGAUGCUCUCCCUGUUGCAACAGCCCUUGUAAAGCGCAAGAUUAUCACAGAUUCAACUUGUUCCUUGUUCCAUCUGUCAACAAGCUUGGGAAACUGCUGGGCAUGCACUAUUCAGUUGCUUAUGCACAAAGGUGAUUAUUUGGUGCACUUUGGGCAAUCUGGACUGAACGGAACCGUGUGGUUCAUGGUCACAAAGCCAAACCAGCAAAAGACCUUGCUUUUUUUUGCAAAAAACUAUUGGCAUAACUACACUGCUGCCCAACUGAAGUGCUCUUCUUCUGCACCAGAUCCCAACUCGCUCGCUGCAGCUACUACUGCUUCUUUGCCACAAAUUUCUCCUGCUGCACCAUUGAUGCCGUGGACUCCUCCUCCACUUGGAAUGCUGAAGAUGAAUGUCGAUGCGGCAGUAGAUAGCACACGAAAAAUUACUGGUAUUGGUGCUUUAAUUCGAAGUUCAAAUGGUGAGGUUGUAGCAGCCAUCCAGUUCUUGGUUGUUAUGCAUCUCAUGAAAUGGAGGCAAUUGCUAUGUUUCACUGCUUAA